AUGACCCAGCGGCGGCGGCCUCGCAACGGCGGGAAACACGCGCGGCGCCCGCCGGGGCGGCGGCUCCCGAAAGGGCCAUGCACCGUGCACGCAUGCAGGAAUAGGCUCUCGCGACAGGGCUCGACGUGGGAGGGGCGCGCAGAGCAAGGAGAAAACCAGACGCGGGGAGGGGAGGGGUGGGGACGCCUGCGGCCCAUCUCUGGCGGCGAGGGAGCAUCGGAUCAGGAAGCCGGGGGCGCGGUCGUGGAGACAAAGGUGCCUCUUGGUGCCCCCUGGAGCCACGGUGUCAUGAAGAUCUGCGUGGACUUCUGCCGGGCCAGCUGGAGGUGA
Prorocentrum cordatum is the source of this 330-nucleotide messenger RNA. NCBI's taxonomy places the organism in Eukaryota, Dinophyceae, Prorocentrales, Prorocentraceae. The record is from the annotation of a GenBank genome assembly.